Molecule: messenger RNA, 4176 nt
Organism: Kwoniella botswanensis
Lineage: Eukaryota; Fungi; Basidiomycota; Tremellomycetes; Tremellales; Cryptococcaceae
Exons: 10
Coding region: 1-4176 (1391 amino acids)
Source: RefSeq, a predicted model, not a curated record
AUGUCGACCUCCUCACUCACCUCUCUCCCUCCUUCCGACUUCCGAUCCGCCCCUUCAUCCGAUACUCUCGACCUCGCACCUCCCAAAUCAGCUCCUAAACGAACUUACGCCCGUGCACGCCGGUUAUCACCUUCACCACCUCCUCUUGGCGGCUCAUCAUCCUCAUCGAUACCAAGCUUCAUUGCACCUCCUCCAGCUGUAACCUCUCCAUCUAAAGCAUUACUCGACAGGUGGUCGUCUGCAAACCAAUCUUGGAAAGAUGAAUUAUCAAAACUCGAUGCCCCUUCUUCCGAUAAGGUUGAGGAUCUGCCAGACGAUGAUGAAGAAGCUAUUAAGAGAGAGAUGGAAAAGAUGAGAAGACAAGCUAGGGGAUUGAAAUCUCUAGAAGACCAACAGUCAACUCUCAAGGAUAAUCAGAGCUUGGGUGUACCGACGAAUCCACUAGGGAAGACCUCUUCUCUAACUUCUUUACCAACUACAGCCACAUCACCUUUACGUUCUUCACCACCACCACUUCGAUCUUCUCCGCCACUAGUGAUCAACAAAGGAUUACAAGCUUCGUCUUCGGAAGUAGCUGAGGAGACGAUGUUCCCUGUUAGGAAAUCAGGGAUGAGUGGAAGACCCAAGAAAAUAAUCAUUUCUGAUGACGAAGAAGAUGAAGACGAAGAUGAAGCUCCGUUAUUCGCUAAAGAUACGUCUAGAAGUGCUUCGCCAACAGACGAAUCGACCACUGAAGCAGGAACUUCCCCUCCGCCGAAUCGUAAUCAUGAUCGCGAGCCUGAGGAUGAGGAGGAUAAUGAGAACAUCGGAGAUUACCUGGAUAACUUGGCUGAUAAACAAGCUAGAGCAGAGAAAGGAAGGGCAGAAGAAGAGUCUCGACAACCCAAGUCAUCGGCUCUAGAAGGACUGGAUGAUCUGUUUGACGAGGAGGAGGAUGAACCUCGGGAGAAAAGAGGUAGAAAACCAAAGGGACUGAACAAAGCCGACAGAGCUGAGAUGGAGAAAGAUAUCGCUCGGGCCCAAAGAGAACGUCCUGUCGCUUUCUCCCGACCUGAGCCAUCUCGUCUACCCAUCACAGCUUGGCUUGCUCAAGCGAACGUUGCGGUGAAGUCGAAGGAACCGAUUGAGCACAAAAACGCCGUACCUGGGCUUACAUUUGCUAAAUCGCCUCAAACCAGUCCUAGUCAGCCUACUCCUCCAGAUGACGAUAUCAUCGGAUUCACACCUUCAUCCGGGCUUCGUCGUCCAUUAGGUACCACGUCGACAUCCCGAAUCUCCAUCGAGAACCCCAACACCCCCACUCCUGCUCCUGGUAAGAAGGAUAAGGGGAAAUACAAAGUGGUUGUACCGGGAACAUCUGAAGGUCCCGAACCAGAUGAAGAAGAGGAGGAUCAAAAUUUCACUACUUUCAUGGACAAACAGGAGAUACGUGAUAAAGAGAAGGCUGAUCGCGAUGCCAAGAGAAAGAAGUUAUUGGAGUUCAAGCAGAAUAUGGUGAAGCAACAAAUCGCCAAAUUGAAUUUGGAACCUUCAAAACCUUCUUCUUCUGAUCAUGAACAUGAAGAAGACGAAAGUGAAGACGAUGAUUUGGAAUUCGACGAUGAUGAACCUACACCUAAAAAAGAAGUGGUCAAACAAGCAAUGCCCAAAGUGACAGGAGCCAAAGCGGUAUUAGCCAAGAACGUGAACCAAUCUACUAUAUCAAAGCAGAAACAAGGUUUCUUAGCACGAGCGGGUAAAUUACACAAGAAAGUUAAACCUCAAGAUCAGAAUCAACUUGAUAUUAGUGAAACGUAUGUUGAUUUUGCUGCAAAGACAUUUUCGCAUGCCCAGCAAAAACAAUUGAAUGGAGGAUCGAAACCUGCUAAUCAGAAGAAGGGAAGGGAAGAGCCGUUGAGUAAUGAAGAUAUGGCGAAAUUGAUACAGAAGAAACAUCAAGAACAGAUUGUUAAACUUAGACAAAAGAAAGAGGAAGAUUAUGGUAGAGUCAAAGUCUUGCCUCAAAGGGUAGAACAAGAUUUCCAAGUUUUGCUUGAAGCUUCCAAGAACCAACAUGAAAAUGACAAUGAUGAGAAUGGAGAUGAUGAUGAAGAUGGUGAAGAUGAAGAUUACAAUCCUGAAGAAGAGAUGGUAUGGAGUGGGGAAGAACAGGAAGAAGAAGAAGGCGAAGGUGAAGUUGAUGAUCAGUCGCAACCUGGAGAAGAAAGGGAAGGCGAAGAUCAGAACGAGGAUCAACAUGCUCUACCUGCCACGCUGGAAGAAGAUGACGAUGAGGAAUACACACCGAUGAUUAAGCGUAAACCUCGAGCAUCAGCUAGAGUAGCUCUUGAUUCGGACGACGAAGAUGCUCAGACUCAAGCUCAAGCUAGAACUCGGUCUUCGCCUGCUCAGAAGGCUCCUCUGGCUGAGGUGCCCGCUGGACUUACCGCUACUGCCAAAUCUACACAGGGAUUCGGAGGAUUCGACUUGGGUGGAUUCGGCGAUGAUGCUGGCAGUCAAGGAUUCUCACAAUUAUUUGGAGAUACACAAGCUGCUACGCAGGCAGGUGAAGAGGAUGCUUUCGCAGCUUUACGAGCGGAUCGCGUAGGCUUCUUACCUGCCGAUGCGAUGUUGCCCGGAGUCCAAAUUUCCAAAACUCAAGUCGAAAGGGAUAAUAACUUGAUUGCAGCUGAGAUCGAAGAAGCUGCUAUGGAAAGAAUGCAGGAGAUGGAGAAACCUAAGAAACAAUAUAUCAACGAGAGAGGAUUGUUCACUCAGACUAAACCUGCUUAUGAGGAAGAUACUCAGGUAUCAGAUACAAGAAGACAAUUAGGUGGAUUAUCCGAUUUCUCAAUUGGCGCUACUCCUUUCGGCAAAACCCAAACUCAGAUGGAAUCGCCCAAUGUGAUUGGAUCGCCUACUCAGACUCAGACUCAGACACAAGGGGAUGAAGAGUCAUUCACAAGAUUACGUAGAAGACUAUCUGAUCCUGAUGACGCUCAAGGACCAUUAACUCUCUCACCUACUCAACCUGUCCGAACGGAACGAAGUGUUUUCGACAGGAUGAUGAAAGCUUCUUCACGUGCUGAGCGACAAGAGGAGCAAAGGAAAAUAAUGAGAAAGAGCAGGAUGGUAGACGAACAGGCUGAAGAAAGUGACGAGGAUAAUGGAUGGGCGAAAAUUGGAGGAGCGGAAGAGAAUGACGAUGAUGAUGAUGAAGAGAAUGAUGGAUUCUUGGAGGAACUGGUCGAUGAUCAGGAGGUUGAUGAGGAGGUUAGGCAGAGGCAGGAUGAGUUGGCAGCGGAGAAGAACCGAGAGAUCCAAGCUGCCGACGACGCUCGAAUCGAAGCAGAAGCCAGGAAGAUCACGGAAGGUGAAUAUAGGCAUAAGAGGCGUGGCAAGGACUUCUUAGACGGUGAAGAAUCCGAUGAAGAUGAGAGAGGAGGCAAGAGGAGGAAAUUAUCCAGAAAAGAGAGGAGGAAGAGGAAGCUGGAUAGAGAAGAUGGAUUGGACAAACUACAUGGCGAAGCGAAUGUCUUCAGACAAGUAUAUGAAGACGAUUUGGAUUCUGAUGAGGAUGAAAUUGAUGAGACGCCCCUGGAAUCAUAUAAUCUGAAUCUGAACUUUGUUGUGGAUGAGCCAGAAGAAGCCAGUCAAGUGGCAGUCGAACCUAAGAGGACUUUCAGGGAGAAAUUAGACAUGCUGAAGAAUCGUGGUGUAAUGAAUCGAGGUAUGAACCAUGAAGAGAUGGCUAUUGACGAUGCGGAUGAAGACGAAAUUGCACUUGAUCCCCGUGCUACCGCGCUGAAGAAGCGGAGAGAUACAUUUAUCGGGGAAGAUGAAGAUCACUCAAUGGGAGACGAAGGGUUCUCCAUCUCCAGGUCAAUCAGAAACACUACUAGUGUUGUUAGUACAAGUGAUUACAAAGAAAAUAAUACUCGUAAACUUGCAUCCUAUGCUUCAUACGUGCAAGAGGAAUCUCAAGUGAAUCGAAGAGUAGGUGGAGGAGCUGCGGGAGUAUCGGUCGUGAGACCACAAAACUCUUCGAGAUCAAUUGGACCAUCCAGAAGCAGCUCUCUGAAUAAUGGCAGGCCCGCACCUGUCCCUCACCCUCAUCGACAAAGUACAGGUGGGAGUCAUGGAAGUGCGAGCGGCAGUGGGAGUGUGUUGUUGAAUAAAGGUAAUAAGUUUGCUUAG